Prorocentrum cordatum is the source of this 1524-nucleotide messenger RNA. Lineage: Eukaryota; Dinophyceae; Prorocentrales; Prorocentraceae. The record is from the annotation of a GenBank genome assembly.
AUGUGGGCGCUGGCUCUGGGCUCCGCCGCCGCGGGGGUCCUGCCCGUGGGUCUCGCGGCGAGGCUGCGGCGCGGAGAGCCCUGGGAGCCGUGCGCCACGGAGGGCCUGCAGAUCUCGGCCCCGCGCGCCGGCAGGGUCCCCGUCAGGUUCGGCUGGGGCGACAGCUGGGUCGAAGGCGAGCUGCAGGGGGGGUCGCCGUGCAGCGCGGUGGCGUUCGACUUCGACCCGGCCCCUGGAGUGCGCAAGGUCUGCCUGUGCCAGGCCGCCAGCGCGCCAGCGGGGCGCGCGGGGCGGGAGCUCCGGGAGGAGCUCGGGGCGCCGUGGUCGCGCUGCGCGGCCGAGGGGGCCUCGUGCGCGUGCCCCUCGGGCCGCGUGCGCUUCGGCACCGAGGGGCGCUGGGCGUUGCAGCGCCGCGCGGGGGCCGCUGCGCCCGUCCAGUGCGACGCGGAGUCGUUCGGCACCGACCCCGCGUUCCAGAGGCAGAAGGAGUGCUGGUGCAGCGAGGGCCAGCCGAAGGCCCAGCAGGUGCGCGCGGCGAUCGUGAUGCUCAGCCGCCAUCCUCCGGAGUUUGCAACAUGGCUCAGGUACCAUCUAGACUACAUGGGGGUCGAGCGCGUCUUCGUGGAGGUGGAGGACACCCCCAGAUUCAACGCAACCUGGACCGCCCUCCCGGCAGUGCAUCGGCAGCGCGUGACCGUUUGGCAUCCCAACCCGUACGAGAAGCUUGCGCACGAUGCCCAGCAGAGACCGGUCAACGACUACGAGACCCUUCAGUCGAGGCAGUUGGGCGCCAUGGACCGCGCCAAGACCGAGGCGGCUUCGGCAGGCAUCAACUGGCUGAUCCAUAUCGACGACGACGAGUUGCUCUACUCGCCGAUGCGGCGGCCGCUGGCAGAAGUUCUGGGUGCCAUGCCCAGCGACGUUGAGCAGGCCUACAUACCCAACGUAGAGGCCGUGUACCCCUCGGCGGAGGUCAGGAACUGCUUCGUGGACACCGCGGAGGUGAACAUGAACCGCUACACGUUUGCCUCCUACGCGAACGGGAAGUCUGCGGUUCGCCUGGAUGGCCCCGACGCCGAGUAUAUGGAGCCUGCAGGCCCUCACCUGUGGAGGCAAGCUGGCGGCUACGAACUCCCGUCGCUGCAUCUGGACGAGGAGCCGUUCGGUUCGCCUCUCUACGUCGUGCAUUUCGAGUCGUGCCCAUUCUCGCGCUGGGAGGACAAGUUCGAGGAGCUCGGCAACACAAACUCCGAACACAUAGGCAAGAUUCCGUUCCAGUUCUACCGCGAGUCCAUCGAAAGGAUGCAGCACUGCUCGGCGACGCGCUCGAACACCCACCUACCUCGCAGCCCUGCCGGGAGCCCACUCUCGGCUAAUGUCAUUGCAUCGGGCGAGUGCUCUGAAUUGGAGCUCAAGAAGCUCUGGUCCCAUUGGAAGACGGAGGCGAACCCCAAGCUCACACGGAGAGAUUUGAUGGCCCUUCGCAUUCCUUGGCAGCAGAUUAUGACGGGAGGUCCAGCGUAG